This is a messenger RNA of Chenopodium quinoa (quinoa), 2250 nucleotides long. RefSeq names its product transcription initiation factor TFIID subunit 6-like. The record is from RefSeq and is a predicted model, not a curated record. Lineage: Eukaryota; Viridiplantae; Streptophyta; Magnoliopsida; Caryophyllales; Amaranthaceae. Gene Ontology annotation, molecular function: transcription coactivator activity; protein heterodimerization activity; RNA polymerase II general transcription initiation factor activity. Gene Ontology annotation, biological process: transcription initiation at RNA polymerase II promoter; RNA polymerase II preinitiation complex assembly. The transcript has 13 exons. The coding region runs from base 239 to 1858 and encodes 539 amino acids. Gene Ontology annotation, cellular component: SAGA complex; transcription factor TFIID complex; SLIK (SAGA-like) complex.
UAUUCAGAUCUGACGGUUGACAUUAUAUGCGUUUCAUUUCAUUUUUAACAAAAUUUCUGAUCGGAGUUUUUAACUACGAGUAUUACGCUGCACUCUCUGUCUCUCCCUCUCCGCCAUUGAAGCGUACUCUGAGUUCACCAUUGAAGCGACUUCUGAGCUUUCUCUCCUCCAUUGAAGCAGCUUCUGAGAGCUGAAUGUUUAGAGUUACACAUCUUAUAAAACAUAGAAGAGGAAUAAGAUGAGCAUCGUGCCCAAAGAGUCUAUUGAAGUUAUAGCACAAAGUGUAGGGAUCAACAAUCUCUCUGUAGAUGCUGCACUUACUCUUGCUCCAGAUGUUGAGUACCGAAUGCGUGAGCUUAUGCAGGAAGCUAUUAAAUGCAUGCGUCAUUCAAGGAGAACUAUUUUAACUACAGAUGAUGUGGAUACUGCACUCAGCAUUAGAAACGUUGAGCCAGUUUAUGGCUUUGCUUUAGGAACCCCUUCACGGUUUAAAAAAGCUGUGGGGCACAUGGAUUUGUUCUACAUUGAGGAUAAGGAUGUGGACUUCAAAGAUAUUAUUGAAGCUCCUUUACCAAGAGCUCCACUUGAUACAUCAAUCAUGUGCCAUUGGCUAGCCAUAGAAGGGGUGCAACCUGCAAUUCCUGAAAAUGCCCCUGUGGAAGUUAUCACCAUUCCUGACGGGAAAAGGUCUGAAUGUAAGGAUGACAGUCUUCCCAUUGACAUCAAAGUACCAGUUCAGCAUGUACUAUCUAGAGAGCUUCAGCUAUACUUUGACAAAAUCACAGAGCUUACUAUUAGAGGUUCUGAAACCAUUCUUUUCAAAGAAGCAUUGGUCAGUUUGGCAACUGAUGCCGGGCUUCAUCCCUUAGUCCCCUACUUUACAUGUUUCAUUGCCGAUGAGGUUGCUCGUGGUCUAGGGGAUUUUAAUCUGCUGUUUGCUUUGAUGCGCCUUGUUCGUAGUCUGCUAAAAAAUCCUAACAUACAAAUAGAGCCUUAUCUACAUCAGUUGAUGCCCUCUGUGGUUUCCUGUUUAGUGGCCAAAAGACUAGGCAAUAGAUUGGCUGAUAACCAUUGGGAGCUGAGAGAUUUUGCAGCAAAACUAGUUGCUUCAAUUUGCAAAAGAUUUGGGCAUGCAUAUAGCAAUCUCCAGCCACGCUUAACAAGAACGUUGGUAAAUGCAUUUUUGGACCCCAAACGAGCCAUCACUCAACACUAUGGUGCAAUUCAAGGAUUAGCUGCCCUAGGGCCCAAUGUGGUUCGGCAUCUUAUUCUGCCAAAUCUUGGGCCAUAUAUGCGGCUUCUUGAACAUGAAAUGUCUCUUGAGAGUCAAAAGAAUGAAAUGAAAAGGCACGAGGCUUGGAGAGUUUAUGGAGCAUUGUUGCAUGCAGCUGGACAAUGCAUUUAUGGUAUACUCAAAAUGUUCCCUACUUUGCCAUCACCAUGUCAUGAAAUUUGGUGCAAGAAGGAAAAAGUCAAUAUGUUAGCGCCUGGAAAACGCAAGGCAAGCAUGGAGCACACAGAAGAGCAACCGCCUCUCAAAAGAGUAGCUACUGAUGGCCCUUUGCUGGACAACAACACCUCACCUUCUGUCAAACAAACUGAGGGAGAAGUAGCUGCAUCAUCUAGUGUUGCCUCAGAUCUACCGUCAACCUCCAAGCAGAUGACUGAUUCUGAGAAAGUAGGCAGCAGAAAUGUAAGAGAAAAGAGCGAUGAAAAGUUACUGAAGCUGUCAGCGGUCCUGCAUCAGGUUUGGAAGGAUGACUUGAAAUCAGGACAAGUUCUUGUAUCGAUGCUUGAGCUGUUUGGUGAGAGCAUCUUUCCCUUCAUUCCCACUCCUGAGUUGUCGUUGUUUUUAUGAUAUUUUAAGAAUUUUAAGGCUCUCUGUACAUAAUCAUGUGUCCUUAACUGGAGGAAAAACAAGGACAGCAUCCUGACUGACAAAGACGGCAUUCAGACUCUGCUCAAAAGCUUGCGCUAGAGCUACAAAAACUGGAGAGGGGAGGUUGGGAGGGGGGGGGGGGGUGAUUGGCUGGCUUGAGGGUGGUAUUAACAAGUAAUUGCAAGAGAAGUUCAUUUCCAGUCCAUAUGUUGCAUAGAAAAGAGUCCCUGUUUUUACAUUGGGACGUCUUUCUUGUUCUCUAACUGUUCAAUCGCUGCUUAAUUGCUUAUCACAUUUCUGGUAUACAUUUUAUUUGCGUCCAACAUGAUUCUCCUAAAUAGAGGGAGAAAGAAAUUCAUAAUUUUAGUAAA